Messenger RNA from Notolabrus celidotus (New Zealand spotty), 2078 nucleotides. RefSeq names its product retinaldehyde binding protein 1b (gene rlbp1b). Gene Ontology annotation, cellular component: membrane. The transcript has 8 exons. The record is from RefSeq and is a predicted model, not a curated record. Bases 400 to 1323 code for a protein of 307 amino acids. Gene Ontology annotation, molecular function: phosphatidylinositol bisphosphate binding. Lineage: Eukaryota; Metazoa; Chordata; Actinopteri; Labriformes; Labridae.
ACCGAGAACGAGCCGUCACAAUGGUCACUUUUCACUCCGUCCAAGUCUCCCUGGAAUGUAGCUCAAUCCCUCCAACUCCUCCAUCCUCCACCUCUUACCUAAAGUGUUUAAUCAACAUUACAUCAUCCCAAAUGUGCAUCGGCCCACACUGCCGCUCACCGUGCGAGGACCUCCACCAUUGGCCCGCCUCCCCCCCCUCCCUUCUUCUCACCCUCUGCCACUUUUAUGCUGAUUGAAAAGAAAAAAAGAAAUCUGUGGGAUGUAAUCUGGUGUGACGCCACUAAUCCCAACACUACAAAUCAUAGGUCCCGUCCUGCUCGCUCCACACAGACCCCUGCAACUCCCAGCCAGCAACUUCACACCUGCCUCAGUUUGAAGCUGACAUAAAGAGCAGAAGAGAUGGCUGUGGUUAGUGGAACUUACCGUAUGGUGUCGGAGGAGGAGCAGGCUCUCAGGGCUAAGCUGGAGCGCCUCACCGUCAAGGACCACGGACCAGUUUUUGGACCCUGUGCCAGCCUGCCAGACCACACCAAGCAGAAGGCCAAGGACGAGCUGAACGAGACGGACGAGAAGCGGAUAGCUGCGGUGAAGGAGCUGAGAGGAAUCAUCAAGGAGAAGGCCGACGGAGGGGACGACCUGGCCAAGGGGGUCCAGGACACCUUUGGGGAGAAACCAGACGGGGUCCUGGUCCGCUUCAUCCGGGCUAGGAAGUACGACGUGAACAGAGCCUACGACCUGAUGAAGGGCUAUGUGCGCUUCAGGAAGGACUACCCCGAGCUCUUUGAGAACCUGACCCCAGAGGCCGUACGCAGCACCAUCGAGGCCGGCUACCCCGGCAUCCUGCCCAGCAGAGACAAGUACGGUCGUGUCGUCCUGCUCUUCAACAUCGAGAACUGGGACUACGAGGAGAUCACCUUCGAUGAGAUCCUGCGUGCGUACUGCGUGAUCCUGGAGAAGCUGCUGGAGAAUGAGGAGACUCAGAUCAACGGGUUCUGUAUCAUUGAGAACUUCAAGGGCUUCACCAUGCAGCAGGCGUCGGGAAUCAAACCCACCGAGCUGAAGAAGAUGGUGGACAUGCUGCAGGAUUCUUUCCCUGCUCGUUUCAAAGCUGUGCACUUCAUCCACCAGCCCUGGUACUUCACCACCACCUACAACGUGGUCAAACCUCUCAUGAAGAGCAAGCUGCUAGAGAGAGUGUUUGUCCACGGAGACGAGCUGGAGAACUACUACAAGGAGUUUGACGCCGACAUCCUCCCCUCUGAGUUUGAUGGAAAAUCUUCCUGCUACGACGGCAAGGCCACGUCAGCCAAGCUGUUCGACUAAACCUCCCCCCCCACAUUCAUGCCACCGAGGCAGAGAGCUGUCAUGUAUUUCACAAACCCCACAGACUGUGGAGACUCAAAGCCCAAUGAAGCUGUGUGGUUGUAGGAAAACAAUGAGCUGAAUGAAUUCAACAGUGUGUGAAAAGUUGACGCGAUGUUGUCCUCCAAAAGGUCCAGACGAAGCACAGCCGCAGGAACGAGACACUUCCAAUAUCAUAUUAUAAUCCCUUACAUUUGGCUCUAGCUUUAAGCAGCAGAGAAGCAUACUGACUGCUUUUUAAAGUGGAUGUUUCAAGAGUGUAAGAGAGAUUAGUUCACCCCUAACAUCAGUGAAAUCCAAAAUGUUUCAAAGUCAGACUACAGGGUCGACCUUGGCAAGACAACAAGUCCACGUCAUCGCCAUUUUCUGUCUCAUAUCUGUUGAUCUGUGCUUCAUUUGGACCUCCACUCGACCACACAGCUUGUUGUAACUCUGGCAGGCCCCAGCUUUCAAAGUUUCCACUCUCUGCUGCUCCUCCUCCUCCUCCUCCUCCUCCUCCUCCCCCUCCUCCUCCUCCUCCUCCUCCCCCUCCUCCCUCAUCCCUCCAUCCUUCCCUCCCCGUCAUGUACAUGGCUGAUAUUCCAACAAGUGCCUGUCUCUCGAGUGUUUUUUUAGAUUGUUCUUCCAUAUGAAUAUUAAAAAGUUUUACCCACUGAGCUACCUGGUGCACCAAGAAGAAUGUCAAUAAAUGUACAAUAAACUGUAUAUAAAUAUGA